AUGGGGAAUUAUACCUCUUCCUUUGCACUUUCAAUCUUGUUACUACAUAGCAUUGCACUUUCCUUGGGCUCAACUAUCUUGAAUUCUGUCACAGACAAAAAUUCACUCAUCUCCUUCAAAAACUCCACAAUAUCCAACCCACAUUCUCUCUUGAGCUCCAAUUGGUCUCAAAAUACAUCAGUUUGUAAUUGGAUUGGUGUGUCAUGCGGCCUCAAACACGGCCGUGUCACUGCUCUCAAUCUCUCUGGCUACGGCCUUGCUGGAACUGUCGCUCCACAUCUCAGAAACCUAACGUUUCUAAGAUAUUUGGACAUCAGUUCCAACAGUUUCACGGGGAUCUUACCCCUUGAGCUCUCUAAACUGCGUCGUUUGAAGGUGAUGAAUGUGGGAGAUAAUUCAUUCACCGGAGAAAUACCGACAUGGUUGGGUAGUUUACCUCAACUGGAGGAACUCUAUUUGUAUAACAACACUUUCUUAGGUACAAUUCCUGCCUCUUUGUUCAAUAAUUCCAAUCUUUCUUCUCUCCAAGUAUUAGACUUGGACAAUAAUAAGUUGACUGGACCCAUACCACGUGGUAUAUUCGAUGUAACAUCCAUGAGAGAGAUUAGAAUUAGGAAUAAUAGCCUAUCAGGUCGUCUCCCAAUCGAUAUGUGUAAUAAUCUUCGAAAUAUCGUAACACUUUCCAUUUCGGGAAACCAAUUUUCCGGGGAUAUUCCACCAAAUAUAUGGGAAUGCAAAGGCCUACAGCUCUUGGAUUUGUCCCUCAAUCAUUUCAAUGGCAAAAUCCCAAGCGGAAUUGGGAGUUUAAGCAUGCUUAAAGAGUUGAACUUGGGCAUAAAUGAUUUCCAUGGUAUACUCAUCUCUUGUCUCUCUAUAUAUAGUGAAUUUAUACAUUAUUCCUAAAUUCCAAACUUGUAUAUUGAUAUGUUGGAAAUUCAAUAACAAUUUUCAGGAGGAAUUCCCACAGAAAUAGGGAAUCUUUCAUGACUAG
This is a messenger RNA of Salvia splendens (bonfire salvia), 991 nucleotides long. RefSeq names its product leucine-rich repeat receptor-like protein kinase PEPR2. The record is from RefSeq and is a predicted model, not a curated record. The transcript has a single exon. NCBI's taxonomy places the organism in Eukaryota, Viridiplantae, Streptophyta, Magnoliopsida, Lamiales, Lamiaceae. Gene Ontology annotation, molecular function: protein binding. Bases 1 to 903 code for a protein of 300 amino acids.